CGGAGGGGAGGGCUUGGUCGCUCGUUUAAUCUAUUCGACGAACUAAGUCUUUUGAGAACGAAGUAUCAAUUUCUUUCGACUGUUAAAGAAAUUUUAAGAAUGGAGGGGACUGUGUUCACCCCCUCUUUGGAAGGAAUGAAACAUGUGAAGUCUGAAGACGGGGAACUGCUGACCAAGCCUUUCUUGGAUGUGUGCAAGUUCAUAUUGCCAGUAAUAGAGAAAUUUGGAGCCGCUAUGCUGCUCGUAAAAUCUGAUAUUGGUGGUAAUAUUUCGAGGUUGGAGGCUAAAUACUUAUCCAAUCCUACGGAAUUCAAUCACUUAUACAGUAUGGUACGGGCUGAGAUACAAGCUAAAACAGCAAAAGGUUCAUCCAGCUGUACCAAUGGUCUUCUAUGGUUGACAAGGGCAAUGGAUUUCUUGGUUGAACUGUUCCGCAACUUAUUGGAGCAUCCAGAUUGGGCCAUGUCUCAAGCUUGCACUGAUUCUUACAACAAAACCCUGAAGAAAUGGCAUGGUUGGCUUGCCAGUUCAAGUUUCACGGUUGCCAUGAAACUGGCUCCAGAUAGAAAGAAGUUCAUGGAUGUGAUUGGGGGUGGAGGUGAUCUCAAUGCUGACAUUGAGAAAUUCUGUUCAACUUUCGCUCCACUUCUUGAGGAGAAUCACAAGUUCUUGGAUAGUGUUGGUAUGGACGACCUGAAAGCUUCCUAAAUACCAAGAGAAGUCCUCUGAUAACUGGAUCUAGCAUUUGCCUUUUUUCCAUAAUUUGUAUUUCCUGCAAUCUUGAGAUCACACUUGUAACCUUAAGACCGUAACAAGUAUUUCCACCA
This is a messenger RNA of Telopea speciosissima, 827 nucleotides long. Its product is annotated as glycolipid transfer protein 1-like. Gene Ontology annotation, cellular component: membrane; cytosol; cytoplasm. Gene Ontology annotation, biological process: ceramide transport; intermembrane lipid transfer. The transcript has 7 exons. The record is from RefSeq and is a predicted model, not a curated record. NCBI's taxonomy places the organism in Eukaryota, Viridiplantae, Streptophyta, Magnoliopsida, Proteales, Proteaceae. Gene Ontology annotation, molecular function: ceramide 1-phosphate transfer activity; ceramide 1-phosphate binding. Bases 100 to 708 code for a protein of 202 amino acids.